CGUGAAGUACUGUCGGUUCACAUUGGCCAAGGUGGCGUGCAAAUGGGCAAUGCCUGUUGGGAGUUGUAUUGCUUAGAGCAUGGCAUACAACCCGACGGCAUGCUUCCGCCUCAGAGUUGCUCCAGCGACGAAGGCUUUCAAACGUUCUUCAGCGAAACUGGCGGCGGAAAGUACGUGCCGCGAGCUGUAUUCCUGGACCUUGAACCAACGGUCAUCGACGAAGUUCGAACAGGAACCUAUCAUCAGUUGUUCCACCCGGAACAGCUGAUCUCCGGCAAAGAGGACGCGGCGAACAACUACGCUCGGGGCCACUACACCCUCGGCAAGGAGAUAAUCGAUCUGGUGCUCGACAGAAUUCGCAAGAUCGCCGACAUGUGCACCGGUCUGCAAGGUUUCCUGAUAUUCCACGCGUUCGGCGGUGGCACCGGUUCAGGAUUCACCAGCCUGUUGAUGGAGCGUCUCUCGAUGGACUACGGCAAGAAGGCGAAACUCGAGUUCGCCAUUUAUCCAUCGCCGCAAAUCUCCACCGCGGUGGUUGAACCUUACAACGCCAUCUUAACCACUCACACGACGCUGGAGCAUUCGGACUGCGCGUUCCUCGUUGACAACGAGGCGAUCUACGACAUUUGCAGGCGAAAUUUAGACAUAGAGAGGCCAACGUACACCAACUUGAACAGAUUAAUCGGCCAGAUAGUAUCGUCCAUCACGGCCUCGUUGAGGUUCGACGGUGCGCUGAACGUGGAUCUGACCGAGUUCCAGACGAAUCUGGUCCCGUACCCUAGGAUUCAUUUCCCUUUAGCCACGUACGCGCCGAUCGUCUCGAUCGAGAAAGCUUACCACGAACAAUUAACGGUGAUGGAGCUGACGUCCUCUUGCUUCGAGCCGGCUAUGCAAAUGGUCAAAUGCAAUCCACAGAGGGGCAAAUACAUGGCUUGCUGCCUGUUGUACAGAGGGGACGUCGUCCCGAAAGACGUGAACGCGUCUAUUGCGACGAUCAAGACGAAGAGGGCGAUACAGUUUGUCGACUGGUGCCCUACUGGCUUUAAGGUAGGAAUUAAUUAUCAACCACCAACAGUGGUGCCUGGCGGGGAUCUUGCCAAAGUGCAACGCGCUAUGGCUAUGCUUGCAAAUACCACAGCAAUCGCUGAAGCAUGGACGCGAUUAAAUAGGAAAUUCGACCUGAUGUUCGGGAAACGCGCGUUUGUUCAUUGGUACGUGGCCGAAAGCAUGGACGAAAGUGAAUUUAACGAAGCCAGAGAAGAUCUGGCCGCUUUGGAGAAAGAUUACGAAGAAGUCGGCAUGGACUCGACAGACGCUGGCGAGGGUGAAGAUGAAAAUUAA
Molecule: messenger RNA, 1341 nt
Organism: Heterotrigona itama
Lineage: Eukaryota; Metazoa; Arthropoda; Insecta; Hymenoptera; Apidae
Source: the annotation of a GenBank genome assembly